AUGAGCAUCACAUUUACCGUUGCUUGGUUACUCAUUUGUUUACACUUUUUAUUUUGCCUUUGAAAGAAACUAUGGACCUUAUAAAGGAAAUUAAUGAGAAAUAUAUGGCACUGGAGUCGGAAAUCGAUCAGAAACUGGAUAAAGUCCACGCUGAGGAGCUGAAGCUGGAGCGUGAGAACGAGAAGCUGGCCAAGAUAUCGAUACAUCCGCCGCCACCCAAGGUGCUGUCCUACGAAGAGGCACUACUAAGGAACACAAACACACUCAAGUCGCUGGAACUGGCAAAGGCUCGUCUGAGGUCACGCAUUACCUACUCGCCGGUGGAGAAACUGCUGCAGCAGGCGCUAGACAACUACAGAAAGGAGCUAGUAUCGCUGCAGGCAAAGAAUGAAGUGGCCAACGAGGCAGCGGAGGAGCAAAACCUUUACGAGCUGGUCAUGCAGAAUGUAUUCGAGGCCAGCGGCAAAGGAAGCGACAAGAAACAGAGUCUGGCUCAUAUGAAACUCUAGCUGUAGAUGACUGAUAUAUAAGUAGAUAUAUAUAAAAUAUAUAUACUCGCACAA
Drosophila guanche is the source of this 563-nucleotide messenger RNA. RefSeq lists its product as uncharacterized. The transcript is spliced from 3 exons. Lineage: Eukaryota; Metazoa; Arthropoda; Insecta; Diptera; Drosophilidae. Bases 72 to 509 code for a protein of 145 amino acids. The record is from RefSeq and is a predicted model, not a curated record.